Penicillium angulare is the source of this 813-nucleotide messenger RNA. RefSeq lists its product as uncharacterized. Bases 1 to 813 code for a protein of 270 amino acids. NCBI's taxonomy places the organism in Eukaryota, Fungi, Ascomycota, Eurotiomycetes, Eurotiales, Aspergillaceae. The transcript has a single exon. The record is from RefSeq and is a predicted model, not a curated record.
AUGAUGACGGGUCCUCCUCCAAGCCUCUCGCCCAAGCGCAAACGAGAGCCUUCUGAAUCCGAUUAUUAUAGUCCAUCAGCAUCUCCCGUGUCAACAGUGUCUUUCGCCAGUCUUCAAGAAGUUAGAUUUCGAGAAGAAGAAGUUGGGCGCCACAGUCCUCGAGCCGCAGUGGCGGGUCGAUUUGGGGAACUCGCCAUUCGAGGAGAACGUCGAACAAGUCUGGGGCUCCCAAAUGAACAUGUCACCACACGAGGGCCAACAACGCCACCACCACAAGUACUGUCCAUAUCUGAAGAUUUCGAGGCUGGGCCUGGGAUCUGGCUGGGUGACAAUAACAGCAGGCAGCAAACCCUUGAUCAACAGUCCCAAUCGGAUGUGACAAGUCACUAUGCCAUGAAUGAUAAUCCUGACACUCCGGUUGCUUCACCCUCUAAUGGUGAAUCUGCAAUUGCUUGGAAACAACUGCAUCCCGUUUCUCCUUCCAAACACCGCAAACAACGACUUUCGCCCCCCUUGGGAGAAUCCUCAAAAGAAGACCCAUUCACCUGGCAUGAUGAUGAGAUAACAGGCCAUGAUCCCUCAGAUCCCACAGAUGAUGGCUAUGGAAUCAAUGGCGUGGGCUUCAAGCCCACUGCUGCAAUGGCAUGGGCCCGAUCCCAGAAACGACAGAAACAAGUCGCCGAAUGGAAGACUCGAGAAGCUCGAGAAGCUCGAGAAAAGCGCAGAGAAAGAAGAAACGAGAGGGAUGCUCUAAACAGACUUCAUGCCAUUCAGCAAGGCUCCAUUCAGAAACGGGUCAAAUUCGACGUAUAG